AUGACGCUAUCUCACCUACGCUCGCUCCAGGCGAUCAUUACCACCUCCAUCUUCGAGAUUGAGACCGCCUACACCCAGCGCUCCAAAGCGCUCGGCGUUCACCUCGACUUCCCCGACCUUGACACCCCUUUCUACCCGAGCGCGGCCGGUGCGAAUCCACAAGCCCAAGAGGAGGCAGAGGCUCUCAGGGUGGACCCGGCCGUCUUCGACGCGACGAACCGGAUCGUCGCUGCGUGCGGGCAGAUCAUGGCAACGGUUCACAAGCCGUUCUUUUCGCUCGUUGAUAGUGUGGACCAGUCUGUCACAGUCGCGUAUAUCCAGUUCCUUGAGACCGCACACAUCGUCGACAUACUCCGCGAGGCGGGUCCAGGGGGCAUGCACGUCAACGAUAUUGCCAGGACGGUCGUCGAGAUUAGGUGUGGAUCGAUCACAACGGGCGAGGCGGUUCCGGAUCUCAGCCCUUCGAAGCUCAGCCAUGUCCUGCGCACACUCGCGACAACUCACUGGCUGCGUGAAGUGUCCCCGGACGUUUUCGCGAACAACCGGCUUUCGUCUAUGUUGGACUCAGGCAAAACGCCAUCGCAACUUGAAGCUUCACCACAGACCAAGUAUGACGAAACGGAUGGAGUGGCUGCAUAUGCAGCUCUUGCGACGGACGAACUCAUGAAGUUCGAGACCGGAUUCACAGACUGGUUCCUCGAGACGGGAGGGACUCCUACGCCCGAGCAGCCCCAAACCCCAUUCCACUACGCGAUGAAGACUGAUCUGAACUACUUCGCGUGGCUUGAGACUCCAGGCAAUGAGCACAGACUAGCGCGUUUCUCGCACGCGAUGAACGGUAAAAGACACUGGGAGGUGACCAAGAACGUCCUCACCGGGUUUCCUUGGGAAUCUCUCCCGAAAGACUCGGUCGUUGUUGACGUAGGCGGUGGCAUCGGAUCUGUUUCUGUCAUGCUUGCAGAGGCAUUCCCCCAUCUCCGCUUCGUUGUCGAGGACCGCGCACCUGUUGUUGCUAUUGCCCCCCAGUCGUGGGGCGCGAAGCGUGCAGACCUCUUGACAUCCGGACGUGUCAGUUUCCGCGCACAAGAUCUCUUCGCGCCGCACGAGCCUCUCAAUGUCCCAGGAUUGGGGAUGGUGGACACUCCCGCGGUAUUCAUCCUGCGCGCCGUCGCGCACAACUGGCCUGACGCACCGGCGACCGAGAUCCUCAGGCAGUGCCGUCGCGGUGCGGGCCCCUCCACCCGGUUGUUAUGGAUCGACAACAUCUUGCCCUGCGCGUGCGAUGCGCCUGGUACGCCUGCGGACCCGCGCGGGCGCCUCGCACCCAAUGGCUCGCCGCUUCUGCCGAACCUUGGGCGCGCGAGUGCGAACGGCUAUCUGCUGGACGGCGCGAUGAUUGGCAUGCUGAACGCGAACGAGCGCACUUAUGAGGAGGUCGCCGCGCGGGCGGGCGAGGCGGGAUGGCAGGUGAAGGAGGUGAAGCGUGCGAAGGGCUCGCUGUGGUCGUACAUUACCUGUGCGCCGGCGUGA
Epithele typhae is the source of this 1530-nucleotide messenger RNA. RefSeq names its product S-adenosyl-L-methionine-dependent methyltransferase. The transcript has 8 exons. The record is from RefSeq and is a predicted model, not a curated record. NCBI's taxonomy places the organism in Eukaryota, Fungi, Basidiomycota, Agaricomycetes, Polyporales, Epitheliaceae. The coding region runs from base 1 to 1530 and encodes 509 amino acids. Gene Ontology annotation, molecular function: O-methyltransferase activity.